Saimiri boliviensis boliviensis (Bolivian squirrel monkey) is the source of this 534-nucleotide messenger RNA. Lineage: Eukaryota; Metazoa; Chordata; Mammalia; Primates; Cebidae. The record is from RefSeq and is a predicted model, not a curated record.
AUGCCCAAGGCCAAGGGCAAGACCCAGAGGCAGAAGUUCGGUUACAAUGUCAACCAAAAGCAUCUGAACCGGAAUGCUGGGCGGAAGGCAGCGCCGCGGAUCGAGUGCUUCCACAUCCGACACGCCUGGGACCACGCUAAAUCGGUGCCGCAGAACCUCGUCGAGAUUGGGUUGGCUGUGGACCCCAACAAGGCGGUGCCCCUCUGUAAGAGAAAGGUGAAGGCCACGGAGGUGGACAUAGAGGAGAGGCCUAAGGAGCUUGUGCGGAAGCCCUAUGUGCUGAAUGACGUGGAGGCAGAAGCCAGCCUUCCAGAAAAGAAAGGAAAUACUCUGUCUCGGGACCUCAUUGACUACGUAUGCUACAUGGCGGAGAACCACAGGGAGGACUAUAAGGCCAUGGCCCGCGAUGAGAAUUACUAUCAAGAUACCCCAAAACAGAUUCGAAAUAAGAUCAAUGUCUACAAAUGCUUUUACCCAGCAGAGUGGCAAGACUUCCUCGAUUCUUUGCCGAAGAGUAAGAUGGAGGUUGAGUGA